AAACCAGAAUGUCCAUAUUUUAUUUUAAUUGAGAUGAAAAUGGGAAAAAAGGAGGGGACGUUUGGGGUGCGAGAAAAGAGGAGGAAAAUGGGCGAGGUAUCUGAAACGAUGACGAAGAGGAAGAAGAAGGGGCGCCCAUCUCUAUUAGAUCUUCAAAAGCGCACUCUUAAAAAACAACAGCAACAUCAACAACAGCAAUUGCAGCUACCGAACCCGAAAUUAAUCAAUUCACAUUCUGACCUAAACCGUCGCUCCACCCGCCGAAACUCCGUUCUUGGUUUAAGGCACGCGUCUGAGGAGGGGAUUGCUGCCGAUGACGAUGACGAUGACGAUGAGCGCAAAGAGAAGAAGCAUAAGCUCUUGGUUGGUUUGAAUUCUCAUCAUCAUUAUUCAACAUUAUCGCCGUUUAGUUCUGAUCCGCACGGCACAAACUCGAACGAGGACGGUCACGAUCCGGAGGAUCUCCGCAAGAGACGCAAGAUCAAUGUCACCUAUCACGGAUCAGAUGAAACGAAUGAAAAGGUUCCGGAAGCGACGGACAGUAAACAUGGUUCGCAGGGGGAGUCCGGUCCCACUACACCUUUGCCAGACAAAAAGCUCUUGGUGUUUAUACUUGAUAGGCUUCAAAAAAAAGAUAGCCACGGAGUGUUCUCAGAGCCUGUGGAUCCAGAGGAGCUUCCUGAUUAUCAUGAUAUCAUUGAACACCCGAUGGAUUUUGCAACGGUGAGGAAGAAAUUGGAUGGGGGAGUCUAUAACAAUUUAGAACAAUUUGAGAAAGAUGUAUUAUUGAUAUGCUCAAAUGCAAUGCAAUACAAUGCACCAGAUACUAUUUACCAUCGUCAGGCCCGAGCAAUGCAAGAGUUGGCAAGGAAGGACUUUGCCAAUCUCAGGCAGGAUAGUGAUGAUAGCGAACCCCAGCCCAAAACUGUGAGAAGAGGCAGGCCACCAGGCAAGAACUCAAGAAAGUCAUUGGGGAUGUCUCCCUCUGAACGUGUUGCUCCUGAUUCUUCCUCAGAUGUAACACUUGCUUCAGGGGGAGAUAAUGCCAGUGGCCCAAACAGUUAUAAUUUGAGAAAAGGAAUAGGUAAGUUCCAGCCUGCAGAUUCAUUAAUCAGGACUCCACACAGCACCUUAAACGGUGCAGGAUAUACUAAUUGGGUGUCUGAAUGGGAUAAUGAAUUUCCAGCUUCUGUUUUAAAAGCUGUUUUAAGAUAUGGAAAGAAGCAAUUCAUGGUUGAUGAGACCAAGCGUGACACGUACAAGCAUCCAGUGGCUACUGAGAAUGAUCCUCCAGUGCUGGCUACAAUUGAAGAAUUCAAGCAACUAAUUGCGGUGGGUUUAAAUGUGAAGCAUAGCUAUACAAGAAGCCUGGCCCAUUUUGCUGCUGAUCUUGGUCCGGUUGUUUGGAAGAUUGCUGCAAGGAAAAUCAGCAGUGUUUUACCAGUAGGACAAGAAUUUGGUCCUGGAUGGGUAGGAGAAGCUGAGGUGUCACAGAAACAACAGUUCGCAAUUUAUGAUAAGGAUAGAUCUUCCGACGCUUUUGUACCAGAUGAUUGUUCAAGUAGAUUUCCUCCUCCAUCUGGCUCAUUUUCUGUUGCGAAUAAGUCAUGCUUACAAAGCGGAGACAUGAAAUUUAUCAGAGGAUUGAAUUCCCAAAAUGAGUUUAAUUCAGUUAACAGUGUUGAUUUUGGCAUUGAAUAUGUGGUUCCUUCAAGGAUUCAGCAGGAACCUGUUGUUCACUCUGACGAGUUUUUUGGUUCAAGUGAUAGGCUAGGUCCUAUUUUUUCGCCUCAAAUGAGGAUGGUAAAGCUUUCUGAGUUAACUGGGCUGCCCAGUUCGGGUAAUGAUCCUCAAAUGAUUGACAAGGAUAUAACAGGCAACUUCUCUGCCUGCUUGACGCCUUCAAAUAGGAGUUCACCUGUAAGGUCCCAAAUCUCAAACGACUUUGGUCAAUCAGAUUCCGGUAAUAUAUUGGUCCAGGAAUCUGGCUCUGAUUUUCAGAAAGGGCUUGCUGUUAAACCAUCUUGGCAAGAAUUAUCAAUUCCUGCGAAGCACAAUACUUUGUCAAUUGCUGAUGACUUAAGUAGGAAGAAUGGAGCAACAAAUGCACCUAGUUCCAGUGUGUAUGCCGGUUCUCAUCUGCAGCCAAAUUUGGCACUCCAGCUUUGACGGUGGACUAUUUAUUCUUACUCGUUCCAUCGAGGUUUUGAAGCUUCAUGAAACAGAAUGAAGGAUUGGACCAUUUUAAACAUUUGACUUCGGAUUGAGAUGGGCUCUAAGACGGUGGCUGUAAUUGGUGGUUGUAUUGUAACUUCCAGUUCUCUAGACAUUUGUAUAGUUACGGCAUUCAACACUAAAGCAUCAUUAUUUUCACGCUAUUCAAAUGAAUUUAUGGCUUCCAAGAUUAUCACGAAAGGUUCAUAGUUUUAGGUAGAUAUCUUGUGAACUUUAGAUCAUUGGAAAACUUCAUGAGAAUGCGAGUUCAGCCUCUUUGCUAUGCUCUCCCCAGGUUCCUGAUGAUGCUAAAAUCGGGAAUUUCUUUAGAAAAUUGUAAUUUCACAUUCGUUAUUAUCAUUAUCAUUGUUAUUAUUACAA
Molecule: messenger RNA, 2595 nt
Organism: Prosopis cineraria
Lineage: Eukaryota; Viridiplantae; Streptophyta; Magnoliopsida; Fabales; Fabaceae
Exons: 9
Coding region: 34-2169 (711 amino acids)
Molecular function (GO): protein binding
Source: RefSeq, a predicted model, not a curated record